AUGCCCCCGGCAGCCUCUGACGACUUGUUCCGCCAGCAGAGCCUGUCCCCAGGCGAUAGUAGCCCUCUCCAGGAUCAGAAUCGAACCGCCCCAGAGCAUGAUACCGGAACAAAGAGCAAGAAAAAGGGGAAAAACGGGACCAAAAACAAAAAGGCAGCUGCCGCAAAGCCACCGUCUGAGGAUCUGAUUGCAACGUCUCCACCUCUGCCGGUUGAACCGUCGUCUUGCCCGAACCCUUCGCUGGGGUACCAUGCCGAUGGCAAUAUCGCGUCACCGGUGCUAGAUGCACUCGGGUCUCUUGCUGAAACGCCAGAUAAUGAUAUUGCCUACCGCACGGACACUUGGGCUAAGUCGAUUCCAUUUGGAAAGAGUCCGCCAAAUGAUGUGCUCGACGGAGAACUUGCCGGUGGAUCUCCUCUUAGCUUUCCUACAAACGCGGAGAAGGUUGGGGGUUUCAGCAAUCCCUCAUCGACAUCACCUCCCCCCAGAAGAAGACCUUUGAGCUACGGAAAUGGCUACUUGGGCAGCAACCUGUCAAGACAGCAAUCGAAAGAUAGACACAAAAGCAAUUCCGUCAGCAGCCCGUUCAGUAACCAGGCUCCAUUACCUCACAUGCCCCAAGCUCAUUUCUACGGGGCCCCAGAUAUUGAUAUCCCACCGUUCUCCGGUCAGAACCGGUCAUCUACCGAAGGGAGCUAUUCUUUCUAUGCCUUCGAUACGAUUUCCAGCCCGUCAUCCAAGACAUCCAGGAUGGGCGGAAGCGUGUUAAUAUCCGGGACCGAUGGCGGCUUGGAGGUCCUGGCCAUAGAGGAACGCAAGACCCGUCUGAUUGGGAAGCUGGUUGGUCUUAAUGGCCGUGUCAUCGGGGCAAAGCUGCUGGCUUGCAGCUCACCCAACGAUCCAUUUGCGUCAUCUAGGCCGCAUGUUGCUGUGAUAGUACAUGGGCCCUCUCCUCAGAGCGAUGAUGAGGGGCAUGCAUCUUCUACUGGCUCGGAGAUAAAUGAAGCUGCAUCAGUCGCUACCGGACGACAGGCAUCCGCUGAGAAGCGUUCUAAUAAAGAUGAUGCCAAAUUUUACCAAACAAGAGUUGAGGUAUACUCUCUCAGAACUGGAGAUCAUAUCACGACACUUUUUACCACAAAGCCUACCCCCUGCUUUGAGAACAUUCCUGGAAUGCCUGUCUUCGCACCCUCGCCCGCUGGAAACUUGAAGCUUUAUGUAAGCGGUAACUAUGUUGUUCUGGCCUCUGGUGUCAGUGGCGAGGUGUUUAUAUAUGGCGUUGACCCGGCCACGAAUGGAUAUCAAUGCUUGGGAAAGACCUGGACAAGCGUUCAGGUAAAGGAAGCCCGUCGAUACUCGACAUCUUCAAGCUCAACCGAUCCAGACGGCUCUCGAACAGAUUCUCCCCAUAACUCUACGAGUUCGGAAAUUCCCAUUCUUUCUCUGCGAGGAAGAUGGCUCGCGGUAGUUCCCCCGUCAUCGUCUUAUAGAACAUCUAUCCACGGAGCUGUUCCUGCAUCGCUUGUCCAAGGAAAGGUUUUUGGACUGGAGACGCGAAACCCUCCAGUGAAGCCCCCAGUUACCUGUGCUACGGAUAUAGGUGAGGGGGAGAGCUUCUUCGACAAAGUGGCCCGAGGCGUCACACAAGAGCUCGUGAAAGGCGCUCGUUGGAUGGGAGACCAAGGCCUUCAAGCCUGGAACAAUUACUGGAACAAGGAUCAGCAACAGAAUAAUGGAACACGACGCUCUUCCACCUUAAUGGACCCCCCACAGCAGGGCUACAACAUGUUUCCUCCAACACACGCCCAGGAUACCCAGGCAGCUUCCCCAGCUGAGCCAGACCUUGUGUCAAUCAUGGACCUGAGACGGCUCGAGGAAGGGGGAGAGACUAAAAAUGCGCUGUUCAACCCAGUUGCUACAUUCCAAGUGCCAAACGGCUGUAGCUUUCUGUCAUUCUCACCAAAUGGCCUAAUGCUACUUACAGCAAGCAAGAAGGGAGACGUGCAGUACGUUUGGGAUCUUAUGCAAGCCAAGUAUUGCCGUGCAGCGGCUUUUCUCUCGGAUGACUCGACUACACCGAGUGCCAGUGUCCGGCAGGUUGCAAGAUACGCACGGUUAACUGCAUCUACCAUUGUUGAUGUGAUCUGGACGGUCCCUGCUGGCGAUCGUUUGGCCAUAAUCACACGUAAAGGCACCGUGCACGUUUUCGACAUGCCCCGAAGUGCAUUCCAAUGGCCUCCUUUCCGUCGAGCACGUCCUGCUCCUAGCAAAACGCAGAGCAAUGACUCGCCUCCAGAUGAUGUGCCUGACAGAGCGAAUGGAGCAAAUCCUUUGUCAGCAGCUAUGAAGCUUGUUGGAGGCAAGACACAGCCUAUAUUCUCUGCUGUCAGGGGUCGCACUCCAUCCGCCGGUCCUGCAUUUUCCGCUGCAGCUGGAUUUGGAAUAUCGUCUGCUGCUGGCGUGAGGGGUGGAAAGGUAGUCGCUGCUGGCCUCAGCAAAUCAAUGGGAGCGGCUACUGGCACAGUAAACACACUCCGUCACGUUGGCGAAAACCGCCUACAUCUUUCUGGUCUCGCUCGUGAUCCAUCAGCCUCUCGUGUAACUUGGAUGUCCAACAAAGGGCAGCCAUUCUUGGGUGUAGUGGACAAUGGGUCUUUUAGAUUGUACAGGAUCAGACGUACUGUGUCUACGAACAAGAACCGCUCGCCCCAAUCAGUCAUUGGAAGCAAGGAGAUUGAAUAUAGAUUGCCGGCAAAUCUACAGACUCCCUGUGGACCGAUGCCCGUUGGCACUUCGAACCCAGAGCUGACGAUAAGUGCAACCCUGGCUCUGCCAUCUUCGAAUCCACAGCCGUCACUUGCCUCGAAGGUCAAGUGCCAGCCGCUCUCCCAGGCGGAGAUCGAAACAAACGCACCGUAUCAACCAUUUCACACUGAUCAGAGAGUAAAUUUGUAUAUCUUCUCAGCAGGAAGCGAGGCUAGUGACUCGAUGACGACCUCUCCUACCAGCCAAUGGGUCUUUGGUGAUGACAUCUCGAUGUCGAAGCUGCAUGUGCGACCCUUUAGCGCUAGUGGAGAUGACGAUGAUGAUAACGAUACUGUUCACGAACAAAAUCCUGGGCUUGUGGGGGAAAUGGAAAACCUCAUCAGUCUCAGCAACAGCACCGGAAAUGCCGAAGAGGUGGUCAUUACCACGCGGAGGAAGAAGAGGCAUUCUUCUUCGUUUCCUUCCAACACCUCAGGUGAAGUUGAUGACGGCUUCUUCGAAGAUGAUUGUGAGGUGCUGGACUUUGCCCGCGACAGGGUUUGA
Aspergillus wentii DTO 134E9 is the source of this 3309-nucleotide messenger RNA. RefSeq lists its product as uncharacterized. Gene Ontology annotation, biological process: autophagy; response to starvation. Gene Ontology annotation, molecular function: protein binding. Gene Ontology annotation, cellular component: cytoplasm. The transcript is spliced from 2 exons. Bases 1 to 3309 code for a protein of 1102 amino acids. The record is from RefSeq and is a predicted model, not a curated record. Lineage: Eukaryota; Fungi; Ascomycota; Eurotiomycetes; Eurotiales; Aspergillaceae.